This is a messenger RNA of Astyanax mexicanus (Mexican tetra), 2412 nucleotides long. It is a transcript of the gene pabpc1l, whose product is annotated as poly(A) binding protein, cytoplasmic 1-like. Gene Ontology annotation, molecular function: RNA binding. The transcript has 17 exons. Gene Ontology annotation, cellular component: ribonucleoprotein complex. Lineage: Eukaryota; Metazoa; Chordata; Actinopteri; Characiformes; Acestrorhamphidae. The coding region runs from base 148 to 2106 and encodes 652 amino acids. The record is from RefSeq and is a predicted model, not a curated record.
UCUUACCGCAGCCGCGCAUUGAUACGGCAGGUGUUUGGAGAGCGCAAUCAAACUAAAACAUUAACCGCAGAGCCGCAGCGGCAGCUUGCUGAAGAAAAACGCCUUUCAGUGCCACCGACACACAGCGAGGUGUGGAGAGCUUAAAGGAUGAACAGCAGUGGUCCUGCGUACCCGUUGGCCUCCCUCUAUGUAGGAGACUUGCACCCUGAUGUCACAGAAGCCAUGCUCUAUCAGAAGUUCUCACCUGCUGGACCCAUCAUGUCGAUUCGUGUUUGCAGAGACAUCAUCACACGCAGGUCCCUUGGAUAUGCUUACAUUAAUUUCCAGCAGCCUGCUGAUGCGGAAUGUGCACUGGACACCAUGAACUAUGAAGUUAUAAAGGGCCGUCCAAUCCGGAUCAUGUGGUCACAGCGAGAUCCUUGUCUGAGGAAGUCUGGAGUGGGGAACAUCUUCAUCAAGAACAUGGAUGAGUCCAUUGACAACAAGGCGCUUUAUGACACAUUCUCUGUCUUUGGAAAUAUUCUUUCGUGUAAGGUGGUAUGUGACGACAAUGGCUCUAAAGGUUAUGGGUUUGUGCACUUUGAAACUCAUGAGGCAGCCAAUCGAGCCAUUGAAACCAUGAACGGCAUGCUCCUGAAUGAUCGCAAAGUAAAAGAGGCAGGUAAAGAUCUGGAAAGUUGUCCAGGCCAAGUCUGUCAGCUGGGGAGCAAAAUUCAGCUGUCCAUGCUUAGUUUUGUAGGCCAUUUUAAAUCUCGUAAAGAGCGUGAGGCAGAGUUUGGAGCCAAGGCCAUGGAGUUCACCAAUGUUUACAUCAAAAACUUUGGCGAGGACUUUGACAACGAGAAACUACGAAACAUCUUCUCUGAAUAUGGGAAAACCCUUAGUGUUCGUGUAAUGACUGAUGAAAAAGGACGUUCUCGUGGUUUUGGCUUUGUGAACUUUGAAAACCAUGAAGAUGCUCAGAAGGCAGUAGCUGAGAUGAAUGGGAAAGAGCUGAAUGGAAAAAUUCUGUAUGUGGGUAGGGCUCAGAAGAGACUGGAACGACAGGGGGAACUUAAACGCAAGUUUGAGCAGAUCAAACAAGAACGUUUAAAUCGCUACCAGGGAGUUAAUCUGUAUGUGAAGAAUCUGGAUGAUGGCAUUGAUGAUGAUAAACUGAGAAAAGAGUUUGCACCAUAUGGUACCAUAACAAGUGCUAAGGUAAUGACUGAAGGAGGACGGAGUAAAGGCUUUGGCUUUGUGUGCUUCUCCUCUCCUGAGGAGGCCACUAAAGCAGUGACUGAAAUGAACGGGCGUAUUGUCAGCACUAAGCCUCUGUAUGUGGCACUGGCUCAAAGGAAGGAGGAGCGCAAGGCCAUCCUCACCAACCAGUACAUGCAGAGACUGGCCAGUGUGAGGGCCAUCUCCAGCCCUGCCAUGCCUGCGUUCCAGCAGAGUGCUGGCUACUACAUGCCUUCUAUACCACAGGCUCAAGGACGUGCCUUCUACAAUGCAGUGCCGAACCUGCGACCAGCACCACGCUUUGCAGCCCAAGCUCCCAGACCACAAGGGCCAUACUCUGCUCAAAUGGUAAGGUCGGCCAUGCCACGCAGGGCCUCUACCCCAAUCAGUACAAUGCGCCAGGCCUCUACACAGGCUCCAGGCAUCAUUAACACUCAAAGAAUGGCUCAUAUUGGCACACAGACAGCAGGCGGCCGGACAGUAGGAGGGGCAGUGAUGAGAGGAGUCAAUCAGUACAAAUACUCAAGCGGAGUCCGAAAUAUGCAACAGGUCAUCAGUGUACCACCUCCUAUCGCACAGCAGGUAGUGCCACCUCCUGUUAUGGAGCCUGCAGUUCAUGUUAAAGGUCAAGAGCCCCUCACUCCAUCAAUGUUGGCAGCUGCGCCACUUUUGGAGCAGAAACAACUACUGGGUGAGCGUCUGUAUCCGCUGAUACAGGCCCUUCACCCUAAUCUUGCUGGAAAGAUUACUGGUAUGCUGCUGGAGAUUGACAACUCUGAAUUGCUGCAUAUGCUGGAGUCUCCGGAGUCCCUGGAUGCCAAGGUUGAUGAGGCAGUGGCAGUUCUUCAAGCUCAUCAAGCCAAAGAAAUGUCACCUAAAAAAUGAAGACCCUUCAGAUGGGUGAAACAGCACACGAGAGCACGGCAUGAGCACUUAAGUUCUACUGGGUUUGCCAAAGGAGAGAAGGAGUUGAAGAAAGAAAAUAAGAAACUGGGGGAAUAAAAGGAAAGUUGUUGUAAUCAGCCUAGUCACAGGUGACAGAUGUGAAUACUGCUGUUCAGUGUUAUGUUUGUUCUGCUUUUGUUUAUAAAAAUAGAAAAAGGAAAAAAAAAAGUAAGGAAAAUGCUAAAAAAAAAAAAGAAGAAAAAAAAUCCUCUGUUGUGCAUUAAAGACAUUUUGGGCUUAAACGCA